Colletotrichum chrysophilum is the source of this 459-nucleotide messenger RNA. It is a transcript of the gene FIS1, whose product is annotated as mitochondrial membrane protein. Gene Ontology annotation, biological process: mitochondrial fission; peroxisome fission; autophagy of mitochondrion. The record is from RefSeq and is a predicted model, not a curated record. Gene Ontology annotation, cellular component: peroxisomal membrane; mitochondrial outer membrane. The transcript has 4 exons. The coding region runs from base 1 to 459 and encodes 152 amino acids. Lineage: Eukaryota; Fungi; Ascomycota; Sordariomycetes; Glomerellales; Glomerellaceae. Gene Ontology annotation, molecular function: protein binding.
AUGGUCGAUCUACCCUACGCCCUCGACGCGGAAACGCCCCUCAAGGCAUCCGAGCUCCAGGUCCUCCGCGCCCAAUAUGAGAAGGAAGGCGAGAUGGUCGGCGUGCAAACCAAGUUCAACUACGCAUGGGGCCUCGUAAAAUCAGACAACCGCAACGACCAACAACUAGGCGUCCGCCUCCUCUCCGAGAUCUUCCGCGUCUCCCCCGAGCGCCGCCGCGAGUGCCUCUACUACCUCGCCCUCGGCAACUUCAAGCUCGGCAACUACGGCGAGGCCCGCCGCUACAACGACCUCCUCCUCGAGAAGGAGCCCGCGAACCUGCAGGCCUCGAACCUGCGCCAGCUCGUCGACGACAAGGUCGCCAAGGAGGGCCUCAUGGGCGUCGCCAUCAUCAGCGGUGUCGCCGUCGCGGCCGGUGUCGUGGGUGCCUUCUUGGUGAGGAACGUGAAGAGGAGAUGA